Molecule: messenger RNA, 755 nt
Organism: Bemisia tabaci
Lineage: Eukaryota; Metazoa; Arthropoda; Insecta; Hemiptera; Aleyrodidae
Source: RefSeq, a predicted model, not a curated record
UUUGAACUUUAGUCACGUUAUUUAAGCAGCUCCAUGAAACUAGGAUGUCGGCAUUGCAUGUGGUUUAGUUAUGUCGAGUGUGAGCAUGAAGUUUCAAGCCUCAUUGGCAGCUUGGAUCUCUGUUCUUGUGAUUCAGGUUGUGAGUGAGUCCACUUCACUUUAUCCAUUGAUCGAUGAGGCUCCUUCCGUUUCACGAAGCGACCCCUCAAAACUGGGAUGGGACGUGCAAGCAGCCAACAGAGUAGAUGAAGACAAUUCCGGAGCCUUGGAAACGAGAGCCUACGACAAGCACAGUGUGUCGAACGUGGCACGGCGAACGGCCAAGCGAAAUGCUCGCUUCGUGCGCCAAGGGAUGAACUCCGGACUGGACUUGUUGCACAGCGGAAUUGAACGAAGCGCGGAGUACAACGAAGCGCUCAGGCAGUUCGGGAUGAAAGGUGUGGAGGCGGUGCCCAAGACUGUGGCACCUGUGGUAUCCCCGUUCCUUGAAGGCGUCAUCCAGGCGGGCAACGCUGUCGUCGACGGCACGCUAGCCUUGGCGUCGGGGGUCACAAAAAGCGCUAAGGGGCUCAACGACGGACUCAUGGGUGGAGCUGAGUCACUCUUAAAGAAGAAGGGACCGCUCUCUUACCUCUGGGGCUCCUCGUAACUGUGCGUUGUCUUCUUGGUUGGAGUAGGAGGCUACCUAAAAGUUUCCGAGCCCCUGUCCACCUUCUUUGGAAAUUCGAAAAAGAAAGAGCAUCCUAAAAUUCUAA